Messenger RNA from Uloborus diversus, 2694 nucleotides. Its product is annotated as adenosine deaminase-like protein. Gene Ontology annotation, molecular function: adenosine deaminase activity. The record is from RefSeq and is a predicted model, not a curated record. The coding region runs from base 103 to 1158 and encodes 351 amino acids. Lineage: Eukaryota; Metazoa; Arthropoda; Arachnida; Araneae; Uloboridae. Gene Ontology annotation, biological process: adenosine catabolic process; inosine biosynthetic process. The transcript is spliced from 9 exons.
GGAUGUUAGUGUUUAUUUAUCAUUUUCAAGUUGUUUUGUUUUGUUACAAGAGCACGUCGAGAGCAUGUGCUUGCUCGUGUUCCGUUGAUUGUAUAAACAGAAAUGGAGCUCGAUGAAAGUAGUUGCAUUGCCAAAAUAAAAAAAUUGCCCAAAACAGAACUUCAUGCUCAUCUAAAUGGAUCUAUAAGUCAAAAUACUGCAAAGAAAUUAAUUGAUUUAAAAAAACUUAAGUCUGGAGACAAUAGCACUUUUGAUUUGAAUAUCCCCAAAUUAGCAUCAAAUGAUCUUCCUGGAUGCUUCGAGCUGUUUUCCCUUUUUCAUGAACUAACUGAUAGUCCUGAAGCAAUUUAUUUAGCAACAUGUGAUGUUAUCAAAGAGUUUUAUGAAGAUAACGUACUUUACUUAGAGCUCAGAACAACACCAAAAGCUUCUUUUGCUGGUCAUAUGACUCAGAAAAGCUAUGUGGAAGUAGUCGUGAAAGCAAUUGAAGACACUUGUUCGACUGUGUGCCAAAAAAUGACUGUGAAACUUCUUUUAUCAAUCGACAGAAAAAGGUCUGUAACAGAUGCUGAAGAAACAAUGAAGAUUGCAGAAGAAUACACAACCUCAACUACUAAAAUCGUUGGUGUUGAUUUAAGUGGUAAUCCUGUGUGUGAUGCUAGGCAUCUUUUCCCAGUACUUGAAUAUGUUAAAAAAGCUGGUCUCAACUUAACAGUUCACAUAUCUGAAGUGCCAAAUACAUUUGAAGAAGUGGAAGCCUUAUUAAAAAUUCAUCCUGAUAGAUUAGGUCAUGGAACUUAUCUGCACCCUAGCAAAGGGGGAUCUGAGAAGAAUUAUGAUUUGCUAAAACAGCUAAAGAUACCAUUAGAAGUUUGUCUCACAUCUAAUGUGAUCAGCAAAACUGUAGAAUCAUACGAAAGUCAUCAUUUUCCACUCUUCAGGGAUAUUGGUUAUCCAAUUGUACUAUGCACUGAUGAUAAAGGAGUGUUUGAUACAACAUUAUCGAAAGAAUAUUACCUGGCGUCCAAGUACUAUGGCUUGAUGGAAGAUGACCUUUUUAAUCAUUCCUUUAACAGUAUAAAUUACAUAUUUGCUACAGAACAAGAAAAAUGUCAAUUGCAAGAGCUUUGGAAGCAGCAAAAUAAUAAAAACAAUUAAGACCAACAUUGGAAAAAGAUGCAAGAAUGCUUUUAUAUACAUAUCUAUAUAUUUUAAAUAAAAAUGUUACUAAAAUAAGUGGUUCCUGAUUAUAGAAUUUGUUUUGGCAAUGGCAAGUUAGUUGAAAGAUUAAGUAAAAUUUCUUUAUCACCCAAUUUAAAGGGGAAAAUGUUAUACUGCUACUUUUCACACUAGAGAACACAUGAAAGUCUGCCAUUAAAAAAAAAAUCUUCAGUCACCUUAGUACUAUAUUCUUGCUGUGUAUAAAAUAAAAAAGCUUCAAAUCCUUUACAGAGUAGGUAAAAUGUUUCACAGUGAAAAGAUUUUCGGUUUCUAGAAUCAUUUGAAAACCUCGACAGACAUUUGUCAGUAUCUUUAUAUAUUAAUAGGCAAGCCGUUUUCUUUCGGUACUGAUUUCUCCUCUGUUUGUGAACCGAUUUCCUUCAUUCUUUUUUUGUUUGGUAGCUGUUGCCGAGUUUUAGUGUCAUCAAUAAAUUUUUUUGAAAUCGAACAAUUAACGGGAAUAUUAAUUAAAAACGCGUUUUCGUCCUAAAUGGCUCUUUCUACGCGAACGGAUGGUCCAAUUGUUUCGAAUUUGAUAUGGUUGGAAAGGUCUUUGAAAAAUACUCCUUACGAAGAAAUUGUCAGGGCUCCUAAGGUCCAACAACCUAAAUCCACUAGAAAAAAAGUUAUAAGCGUUUUUUAGUUGGCGAAACUCAAAAAUUUUAAUUUUAUACUUUUUCCAUUGUUGAAAUUCAUUGUUGGAAGCUUGAAACAUUAACUUUUAAUUCAUUUUUUAAACCACUUUUUUUACACGAAAACUGCAUUUUAGCGCUUCGAGUUUGGUAUGGUUGGAAAGAUCGUGAAAAGUACUUUAAAAAAUGUUUACCCCCCGUUUAUGGCUCAAAAAUGUUAAUUCGCUAAGAUGACUAGAAAAUGAGUUACAAGCAAUUAUAAGUUAGCGAACAUUCAUUUUUAUUUGCUAUUUCACGCGACAUAGUUAGUGUGAAGAACUUGCUGGAUAAUAUUAUGCGUUGCCAUUUCUCGCGUGAGCGUAAAUGAAAUUCUUACAUUUGUUUUCAUUAUUGAGGCUUAUACGGGAAUUUAAAAUAUUUUCAUUUUGAUUAUAUUUUUUUGCGAUUUGAUUAUUUACAUAAAUUAUUUUACGGAGUGAGGGAGGACUUUCAGUUUCGAGAAAAUUACCUUCUUUUCACAAUAAUACCUGCAUUUGCUAUCGCCAGCAACAAAUCUCAAGGUGAAACUUUUGAUAAAAUUGGCGUAUUAUUACGACGUCUAGUGCUUUUGCAUGGACAAUGGGGUUGUUUCCUUCGAAAAUACUACUUUAGUCACUAAAAUUGAUAGAAUAAGCAAAAAAAGAAAAACAUAGACCCAGAAAAUAUUUUUAUUUCUCCAACAGUUGUUUUUUAAUUAAUUUUUUUAAAUGUCCCGACUUCUCAAACAAGGCGUGGUCUUGAUGACGUCACAAAUGAUGCAUUUUGGUGCAUCUUUCCACCAGGGUUCCAUGUUAUGAAAAUC